Tuber aestivum (summer truffle) is the source of this 1883-nucleotide messenger RNA. NCBI's taxonomy places the organism in Eukaryota, Fungi, Ascomycota, Pezizomycetes, Pezizales, Tuberaceae. The record is from the annotation of a GenBank genome assembly.
GGGCGACACGGAGUUGGUUCGCUAUGUCGGCGCGGAAUGUUUGGCUCCUAGACAACUUUUUCCGUUUAGCAUCUUCCGGAGGUCAUAAGCCCUGACACCUCUUUGACGACAAAAUAGUCCCAAGUUGACCUUCAAUUUGUCGGAACACCCGACCGACUUACACUGCCUACCCUGCACCGCAUUCCGUCUUCUCCCGCCGAGCCCCCGCGGUACCCGACACCCUCUAUCCAACCCCCGAACCUACAAGUAAGGAAAAACGUGAAUUUCGCGACAGCCCCAGAUAGCAGCAUACAUCAGUCAGGGGCUACGGGAGGACAUUCGGGUUUUCGUGGGACUAACCGUUCGCCCCUCCGGUCCUAUGGCCUUUUCAACCUGAACAUGAACUCUCUCAGCAUACUCUCGUCUCGAGUUGACAACGUUAUUGGCGCAACGACUCCGCCAGCUACUGAACGUGCAGAUCCCUUUAAACCCCUGCGGCGCGGGCAGCAGUCUAGCCCUUUGAGGUCUUUUGAAGAUCGGGGGUAUGAGUCGAGGAGGGGUUGCGCUCAAAGCGUUUACUAUGAUGACGAUAGUGACGGCGACGAGGAAGAAGUGGAGGAGGACGAGCCGGAGGACUACGAGGAAGACGAGCACGAUGAUUUAUUACUUGACAAGGGCCAACGAUCUGUAGGAUACGGGGUGUGGCUAUUGGGGCCAUGGCUAGGGGCGUUCCGGUGGGGUUUCUCAACAGUGGCUGCUUCCGGAGGCUGGCUAGUAUCCUUCCUGUAUGAUGACGGUGGUGCUUUCUCGCCGCUCCUGCCCAUUAAACGUUUCACCGCAUUAUUAUUAGGGCCAUUUGGUGUGUUUCAGGGUCAGGUUACCGGAUACGCUGGCUAUGAGAAAAGCGGCGCAGCAAUAAUGAGCGACCCGAAAUUAUUUCACCAGUACGGAAGCGAUCCGGGAAUUGACCUAACAUCACGGGCGCACCACCUUCACACUAGACCCUUUAAUCGUGAUAGUUCCUUCUUGACUGACGAGAUAGUCCCCCGGAGAUCAAUUCGUAUACGACUUUACAACCAAGAACCCGCACCAAAUACAAAACCAUGUGUGAAGUCACCUACAUCUCCAUCAUCAAGUCUGCGUCUCACCAAGUAUCCGCGCAACUCGGGGCCUCCCAAACCACUUCUACCUUCCCACCAUUCUCCAAAGACCCUAAUCCUGGAUCUUGACGAGACAUUAAUCCACUCUCUCGCUAAGGGGGGAAGGAUGACCUCCGGUCACAUGGUAGAGGUCAAGCUCGACCGUCAACAUGCCAUCCUAUAUUACGUUCACAAGCGCCCUUACUGCGAUGAGUUUCUUCGAAUGGUAUGUCUUCCAAGUAUUUUUCAGUAGGCGCGGGCUGGGUCUGACAACGUGGGCGUGUAAUGAUUCAGGUCUGUAAAUGGUACAACCUUGUGAUUUUCACAGCAUCUGUGCAAGAAUAUGCCGAUCCAGUGAUAGAUUGGUUAGAGCAGAAUCGAAAGUAUUUCAAAGGCCGUUUUUAUCGUCAGCACUGCACACAGCGUGGCGGUGCUUAUAUCAAGGAUAUCAGCGCUGUGGAGCCAGACCUGUCUAAAGUUAUGAUAAUUGACAAUUCACCCAUGAGUUAUAUUUUCCAUGAAGGUUGGUUUGCCCAGAUCAAGUAACUAUUGUGUAGCGGUGCAGGAGCCGCUAUUGGGGCCAUUGUUGGAUGCAUCCAGGAUCGUGUUAAUGCUCGAUAUAUAGAUAAUGCAAUCCCGAUUGAAGGCUGGAUUAAUGACCCUACCGAUAUCGAUCUUUUGCAUCUGAUACCACUACUUCAAGCAUUACAAUAUGUCACUGAUGUCAGGGCCCUCUUAGCACUACGAAUGGGCGAGAUGGGUUGA